AUGCCACACCGUUGUCUCAGCCGCCAGUGUCACCACGGGACAAGCACUCGCCUCAACACCAGCGGCGACAAGAACAAGAACAGCACGAACAGCAGCAGCAGCAGCAGCAGCAACAACAAGAAGAAGCGCCGCCGCAACGACAUGUUGGCCACCGUGUCGUCGUUUGUCGACGACCUUCCCCCCUUCUACGCCACUGCGGCGUGGUACCACGUCGGGGAACAACGGCGAGACGGGGGAAUUGUCAACCUGGACUCGCUCGCCGCCUACUUUAGCGAGCUGGACAAGACUGCUUCAACAGCCACCCGCGUCGCAGGAGUGUCGCCGAGCAAGAAUGGCCUCAAGAAGAUGCUCGCCACCGAUACCUCGCCACCCGACCCAUCCUACAUAGACUUUGCGCCAUCACGACCCCGGAUCGCCGACCUUUUGCACGUCGACCAGAGGUCGCCAGAGACCGACGACGAGCGGUCUGUCGACUGCGUUAUGACGUGCUCCCCGCCAUGA
Apiotrichum porosum is the source of this 501-nucleotide messenger RNA. RefSeq lists its product as uncharacterized. The coding region runs from base 1 to 501 and encodes 166 amino acids. The record is from RefSeq and is a predicted model, not a curated record. NCBI's taxonomy places the organism in Eukaryota, Fungi, Basidiomycota, Tremellomycetes, Trichosporonales, Trichosporonaceae. The transcript is spliced from 2 exons.